CAAAAAUAUGAGAAACAGCCUAGUCACCAUUUCCAUCUUCUCCUCUCCUACAUUUCUUACACGAGAGAGGAUAGCCAAAGAGCGCUCUCUCUCUCUCUCUCACACACACACACAAUAUAUGUAUAAACUAUAUAUACAGAAAUACUUAUAUUUCGCACACAACACACGCACAUAUCGACUCCUAUAUUUACCCAUUUUGGAUGUGAAAAUCGAUCUCUACGGGCCACACCAUCUUGGUUUUCUCUCUCUAUCACAUAACACAGAAUAUAUAUAAAUAUAUAAUCUCUGGCAAUUCUAACUAGGACCGAAUUUUGGUAAACAAGAAAAAGAAAAAGAGAAGAAAAGAAGAGGGCCUUCAGCCCUCUGCUUCCCUAUCUAUGCCUCCUCUCAGAUCUUGAAUUCAAUCCAUUUUUCUUCUAGGCUUAGAGUGUUUGGGGGUUUUGGAUUGUGGCUGCUGUUGAUUUUCGAUCUGUUGAAGAUCAGAUGGUCUCCUGUUGAACACAAGAGAUUGCCCAUUUCUCAUCUGAGUAGGUUUCUGUUGUAUUUUGUUGCUGUAAGGUGUGCGCACAAUGGAAAUGGAACCGGGGAAGCUAUUCAUUGGUGGGAUCUCUUGGGACACGAGUGAGGAGCGUUUGAGAGAGUAUUUUCAAACUUUUGGUGAAGUAGUCGAAGCUGUGAUCAUGAAGGAUCGCGCCACUGGCCGUGCCCGUGGUUUUGGUUUCAUCGUUUUUGCUAAUGCUUCUGUUGCUGAGAAAGUUGUCAAGGAAAGGCACGUCAUAGAUGGAAGAACUGUGGAGGCAAAGAAGGCUGUUCCUAGGGAUGAUCAUCAAAACUACAACAGAAACAGUGUCAGCAUCCAUGGCAGCAUCCAGGGGUCCCCUGGUCCUGUUCGUACAAAAAAGAUUUUUGUAGGAGGUUUAGCAUCCUCAGUCACAGAAAGUGACUUCAAGAGGUACUUUGAUCAAUUUGGAACAAUAACAGACGUUGUCGUUAUGUAUGACCACAAUACUCAAAGACCUAGAGGUUUCGGGUUUAUCACUUAUGAUUUGGAGGAAGCAGUGGAUAAAGUCCUUUUCAAAACUUUUCAUGAACUUAAUGGAAAGAUGGUUGAGGUUAAGCGUGCUGUUCCAAAGGAGUUAUCUCCUGGAUCAACACGGAACCAACCUAGUGGUUAUAACUACGGGCUCAACAGAGUAAGCAGUUUCCUUAAUACUUAUAGUCCAGGACAUAAUUCUAGCUCCCCAAGUGGCUAUGGAAUGAGAAUGGAUGGUCGAUUCAGUCCUGUGGCUGUAGGUCGAAGUGGAUAUUCCCCCUACAGCAUGGCUAACAUGGGUUUGAAUUCAGACUCUGGGUUUGGUUUAAACAGUGGGGCAAGUGCUGAUUCUGGCUUUGGCUUUGGACGUGGGAUGAACUCCUAUUAUAGUGGAAAUGCAGAUCGUUUUGGAAGUCCCAUUCGCUAUGAUGGGGGUGUUACUGGAAAUGGGCCUAUGUUGAAUACUAAUGGUCGAAAUUUAUGGGGCAACGGGAAUCUCAACUAUGGUUCAAACUCAAUGAUGUCAAAUGCAUUUGUUGGCCCAGGAACUGGAAAUGCGGGUUUAGUUGGUGGUCUUGGAAGUAUUGGGGAGAUUUGGGGCGCCUCUCCUACUUCAUCCCAAGGCGGAGGAAAUGCUUCCCUCAGCAGUGGAAAUUUCGGCUAUGGCAUUCAGGAAAACAAUUUUGGUGGUAGGGCUGGUUAUGGUAGAAACAAUGGUAGCAUUGUUGGCACAACAUCUUCAUACUCAGCCCCAAACAACAUCCGUGAUGGAGGUUUGGGAAACUUGUAUGAGAGAGAGUCCUUUUAUGGGGACCAUGCUUGGCAAUCAUCUUCUCCCGAGCAUGAUGGUUCCGUCCCUUUUGGUUACGACCUUGGUGUCACUGCAGAUGCAGCACCAAACAAUUCUGUCGGUUAUGUCGGAGGUUAUAGCGUUAAUGCUAUGUCAAAUAGAGGUAAGAAUUUCAACUUGAUCUGUACUCUCUCCUCUGCUUAAAUAUCGUAUAUUGUACAUAACGCGUUCAUUUAAAGCAGGGAUGGCAGCCUAGGACAUAUUACGGUAUGGAUACUUAACGAUUGUAGAGGCCAUAUAUACAAGUGGAACACGAUGAUGGUGUUCCUUGGUGAAGAUACUUGAGCCUAGAAGUACAUUGUUCUAGACAAGUCAAGAAAAAGAUUUCAUGUAAGGUUUGAACUCGAGCUUUUGAAUAUAGGCUUUUUGUUUUUGGUAAUUUGUUUGAGAUGUGCAAUGGAGUUGCAUCAAGAAAAGAAAAGAAAAGAAAAGAAAAAAAAAAGUAUAUUAUGAUUGACAUGAGAAGCCUCCAUUCUUUUGUGUAGACUUUUUUUUUCUAUCAUUUUUGUGCUGUAAGUCCCCUCUUCUAGUUCUACAACACUUUGAUUCGCUUGGCUAAGCCAUCCCACUUUACUAAUAUAACGUUUUCUUCUUCCCCAAA
Messenger RNA from Salvia miltiorrhiza (redroot sage), 2484 nucleotides. Its product is annotated as heterogeneous nuclear ribonucleoprotein 1-like. The transcript is spliced from 4 exons. Bases 570 to 2027 code for a protein of 485 amino acids. The record is from RefSeq and is a predicted model, not a curated record. Lineage: Eukaryota; Viridiplantae; Streptophyta; Magnoliopsida; Lamiales; Lamiaceae. Gene Ontology annotation, molecular function: RNA binding.